Messenger RNA from Trichobilharzia szidati, 792 nucleotides. NCBI's taxonomy places the organism in Eukaryota, Metazoa, Platyhelminthes, Trematoda, Strigeidida, Schistosomatidae. The record is from the annotation of a GenBank genome assembly.
GGAGAUCUGAGUAAUGCCUUUAAUAUUUUCAUUUUUCCAGAUUUAACUUCUAUUUCAGAGUUAUAAGCAGAUUGGAUGUUGGUGUUAGUCAGUAUUUACAACGUCGUUGGAUGAGUCGACGACACUUGUGGGCAGCAGCUUUCAGGGAACAUGUACUGACUUUGGGUAAUGAUACCAACAAUCGAGUAGAAAGUUCUCACAAGCAGAUGAAGCGGUACUUGCUUAGAUCAGAUAGUCUGCAUAAAAGCAUGCUGAAGGUUUACAAAUGGUUUCAACUAAGUAAUUCUAGAAUAGAGCAGGAGUCCAUGAUUGCUCAGUCGCGUUCCCUCAAGUAUUCAUGUUCCGAACGCAUAAUACCAAUUUUACGCCAGCUGACGCCAUACACUGCGAAGAAAGUGAUCGCUGAUUAUGCAAAGCGACGAUGGACUUCUUUUCAGUUUGAAGCUUUUGAUUAUAUCUUCUUGGAUGACAAUGGGAGACAAGUAGAGGUGGAUCUGCGCGCAUGCACAUGUACUUGUAUGACGUUCCAGACUUGUCGGUAUCCCUGUCGACACUUGCUGAUGGUGCAUUUAAAAACGGCGUGUUUCACAGUUAAUCAUGUGCUGCAGAAGUGUAAACGAUGGACAUGGUCUCGCCACUCGUACGCAAUUCCAAGCACGUCAGCAAUUGUGCCGCGAAAUCAAUGUGACUUAUACGUAACCAAUGGGAGGCUUAUUAAUGCGGGCCUGACGAGAAUUUGUGACAAAUAUGGACGGACGUUUGCCGCAGAGUUCGCUGGAGAAGUAGUCGCUG